AUGGCCGGGCACAAACUUGAGCUACCAAAACUCGAGUGGCCCGUAGUAUCGUUGGGCGAGCCUCUUCCAGAACGCGCUGUAGGCCAUCUCUCUGUUAUAAACCCGAACAGGUUCAUGGACCUACCGUCAUGGCCAGAAGCACCGUCUCCUUCAACACUACGACCAUCUAAAGAGGUGGAUCUAUCCCCAAGUUUACCGCUCUACAAGGACAGGAAGCGGCUGGUAGUUUUUAUCGGCUUGAUGAUCGCAUGGCUAUUUAAAGGCUUCGACGACACGGUUAUCACAACGAUUGUUCCGGCGUUGUGUCGCAAAUUCGACAGUCUUACACAAAUAGCUUGGUUUUCGGCUGCGUAUUUCUUACCCCAGGCAUGUUUAUAUAUCGGGUUUGGGAAGCUAGCACAAGUGAUGAAUCUUCGAUGGAUGGCUAUUAUUGAUGGGCUGGCAAUUACUGUCGGAUCAAUCGUGUGCAUAUUGGCUGACUCGGCCUCUGUAUUCAUCGCUGGCCGCGUAGUGACAGGCAUAGGAAUCGCGGCCGGCGUGCCUCUCUGCGCAACAAUCCUCAUCGAUAUCACCAGUCCGGAAGAGAGACCCACAUAUAUGGCGUCGUGCGUAGGCGUUGAUAUAGUGAGCCUUGCAUUUGGUGCGCUCCUCGGAGGGUAUCUGGAAACGAAGAUGGACUACCGGUGGGCCUUUGCCUUUACGAUCUUUGGUGCUCUACUCUCCGUGACAUUGAUUGCUGUGGCAUACGAUCAACCAUAUCAUGAGAAGGAUACGAUACCUGCGAGCGAACACCUGCGAAGGUUCGACUUCUUCGGUUUCGGGCUCCUUUCGAUGUUCAGCGUCUUUCUUCUGGUCGGCAUUCAACUGGCCGCUCAAAGCAACGAAUGGAAAUCAACCUCUGUAAUCUCCUGCCUCGUAGUUUCUGCGAUCGUGCUUCCGUGCUUCAUAGUCCACCAGGCAAAGCACAACGAUCCGGAUAACAGACUUUUGCCAAGAGGGUUAUUCAGCAGGGAUGUAUCAUUAUUGCUAGCAUUUGGCUUUUUCACAAUGUUUGCCAUGUAUGGAGUCUACUAUUACCUUUCGACGUAUUUCCAAACGGUCAAGGGACUUUCUUCGUUCGACGCUGCCGUCUCUCUUUUGGCGUUCUUUCUGGCAUCAGGUGUUUCGAGCAUCCUGGCCGGCGUGUCAAUGACGUGGUUGCCGUCCGCUAACAUUAUCAUUCUCCUUGCCGCGACCUUGUCGCUUGUGGGCACCUUCCUGCUGACUACCAUGGACGAGCACACGGAACUUUUGCGCGCCGGAUUGUUGAGUAUCAUCUCCGCAAUGGGCUUUGGUGCCUCUCAGACCCUUGCCAUUGUCUUUUCCCAGAGCUGGGUAGCGAAACAGCACGAGUCCUUUAUCGUGUCCGUGGCAUUGAUGGUUCAGUUAUUCGGUGGCACGCUAGGAUUGGUUCUGGGGGGUUCGGUUCUCAACACUCAGAUAUUGGACAGAGUGGAGAAGUUGAAUACUACGCUGACAGAAGAACAGAUAUCAGUCGUGGCGAUGGCACUUGCUAAGCCUGAUCGCAUCAGAGACUUCGUACCGCAGCAGUUGAUCAUGCCGCUUCUCGAUGUCUUCUCUUCGUCAGUUCGAAUCGUGUUCUACACUUGUGGAGCGGCGGCUGGUAUUGCAUGGAUCUUGGCUAUCUCCAUGCGGUGGCAUAAGAUAAACCACUAA
This is a messenger RNA of Truncatella angustata, 1716 nucleotides long. Its product is annotated as major facilitator superfamily domain-containing protein. The coding region runs from base 1 to 1716 and encodes 571 amino acids. NCBI's taxonomy places the organism in Eukaryota, Fungi, Ascomycota, Sordariomycetes, Amphisphaeriales, Sporocadaceae. Gene Ontology annotation, molecular function: transmembrane transporter activity. The transcript has 5 exons. Gene Ontology annotation, biological process: transmembrane transport. The record is from RefSeq and is a predicted model, not a curated record.